Messenger RNA from Aspergillus terreus NIH2624, 1380 nucleotides. Its product is annotated as LysM peptidoglycan-binding domain-containing protein. The transcript has 2 exons. The record is from RefSeq and is a predicted model, not a curated record. Bases 1 to 1380 code for a protein of 459 amino acids. Lineage: Eukaryota; Fungi; Ascomycota; Eurotiomycetes; Eurotiales; Aspergillaceae.
AUGAUACGGCCGCUGGUGAUAUUCUCAUGUAUACUUGUCUUCCUCGGAUUGCUAGGCGCACUUUCAACCAGGGAAACAGUACAGGGGGUCUUUCGAAACUCGUGGGGCUCUAGUGACUCUACACAUCAGAGCAAGUUUCCUGGCUUCACGAUAUACGAGCGCGAUGACCUUCCCUCGACUUUCUCGGACGCAUGCGUUGCUGCACUAACUGCUACUAUCGACUGUGAUCUUACCGUGUUCCGAUUUGGAGAGCCUGCAUAUCAUGGCACCUUGGGAAAUGAAACGUUAACAGACAUGGUCUGCGAGCAAAGCUGCGGGAAGUCGCUGGCCAAUUGGUUUAACACUGCCGAAAAGAACUGCGAUGGAUCUACACUCUUCGAUCAUCCGGUAACUAUUCCGGGAGGAAACAUGUGGACUGGUUGGAAUGAAACUUGCUACAAGGACCCGCAAACUGGUCAAUACUGCAAUGACAUUAUCAGCACCUUCACCCGCGUCGCCAGGGUUGAGCUCAUGCCAAAGGAGGAGAUGUGUUCCUACUGCUACAAGACAAAGCUUCAAAUGAUGCAGUCGAGCCCAUACUCCUACUACAACAAGGUCUUUCAGCACAACCUUGAGGUUGUAAUGAGAAACUGCGAUUUCAUCACCAGCACAACCAUUCCCGAAGAUCUCGCCCUCACUGCGUCCGAAGACGACCCCCUGUGCGUGUCCGGUAAAACGUACACCACGAAAGAGGGCGACACUUGCACAUCUAUUGCUCUCGAGUACUCCGUCUCAUCCGCAGCCCUCUACAUGGGCAACCAAGAUCUCAUCCGAGACUGUCAGCAGGUCGUCGUGGGUAAGGUCUUGUGUAUCCCGCUAUCCUGCGAGCAUACCUACGUCCUGCAGCCAGACGAUACCUGCUUUAGCAUCGAGCGAGCGAACGGCUUUCCUCUGUUUGACCUCAGAGUCAAGAAGAUUAUAACUCUGCGCCAGUUAAACCCUUGGAUUAAUGCGUACUGCACCAAUCUGCAAAGCACCGCCUGGGCCUUUGGCAGGGUCUUGUGUCUCUCUCAUCAGGCAGGGGUGCUUACCGAGACAGAUGUUGUCGCCACGUCUCACAAUCCAUGGGGCACAGAAAGUGAUGGAUACGGAAAAUGGAUGGUUGAUCCCUCCAGGGAUGCCACACUCGCAGAAGGCACUACGAAAGAGUGUUGGAAGUGGCAUACAGCUCUGGAGGGCGAGUCAUGCGCUCAGAUCUGCCUGCGACAUAAAAUUACUAGCACUCUUUUUCUGGCUGCGAACCCGUCGUUAGAUCCUGCGAAUUGCACGGCAAGCCUGACGCCGGGAGUGACUUACUGUACUGCACCUCUGCAUGGGUGGAAUUAUACGGCGGAAGGUUGA